Molecule: messenger RNA, 552 nt
Organism: Triticum dicoccoides
Lineage: Eukaryota; Viridiplantae; Streptophyta; Magnoliopsida; Poales; Poaceae
Exons: 3
Coding region: 227-532 (101 amino acids)
Source: RefSeq, a predicted model, not a curated record
CUCGCCUACACACGGCAAGAGGAGCGCCCCCACCCUCUCCUCUCCUCCUCCCCUCAUCACGAGCCAGGACAGGGUGGGCCACCAUGGCCGGGCAGGUCAGGCGGCGCGUCCAGAUCACCGAGGAGCCGCCCGCAAGGUCGGCCAUGGCGCAACCGAGCAGAGCAGGUGAGGAGGGAGACGCUGGUUCCUCUUUCCCGCUGCUUGCUUCGUCGUCGGCGCGGCUCCGAUGGACUCUGGCGGCUCCUCUCUGUCUCCUUCCUCGCCCCCACACACGGCUCCACUUCCCGCUGGCCUUGGGGCUGGCCGGCAGCAGCGCCUCCCUCCCUGCCGCUGCCAGUCCCGGCGCCGCCGACGGGUCCAUAGGCAGGCGUCGUUCUUGGUGGUUGAGCCGCUGAUGCAGAAGAUUCAUGGAGAGAUUUGUUGGGUGGACGCCGACAUCCUUGCCGCCGUCCGGUUGCAGGGUAGUGCUUACAAAAAGAGGCAAGCUGAAGAGGAAGGUUGGAAGAAGGAGAGCAACUGUGCAUUGUUAUGAUUGCCUCUUCCUCCUAUUGC